AUGAUCAAUCUGAUUCACACAAGCGUGCCCUGGUAUGCUGCGAUACCGCUCACCGCCUUCAUCACACGAGCCGCGCUAGUCACAACCUUCGGCGCAUGGGCACGAUCGCUCAUGGCACGCUACAUCGGCCUACAACCACUGCGCCAAGCAUUAGCUUUCCAGAAGCGAGACGAGAUUCUGAAGACAGCCAGCUUCCGCACACCCAAGGAGGCGUCGCUUGCAGUCAAAAAGGAAGUCAACGAGGUGACGGCCAAGCUGGACAAGAGGUGGAACGUCACAUUGAAGGGUCAGCUUGGCUGGACAAUUGGACAAAUACCCAUAUUCUUUGCCAUGGCCGAGACUAUCCGGCAGAAGUGCGCUGCACGAGAGGGUCUCAUGGGACUAGGCUUCUCUGCCUUCAGGGGCGAGGAUGCCCAGGCUGCUGUCGGUGAAGUCGCAGUCAACACGAGCAAGUGGUUCGAACCAUCGCUCGCAACAGAGGGCAUGUUGUGGUUCCCAGACCUCCUAAUUCCUGACCCAACCGGCGUCUUACCGUUCGUCGUCUCAGGACUCAUGUUUACGAACAUCUACAUCACGAAGAACACUGUCGAGAACGGCGCCUCAUGGCCCCUCGCCAUUCGAAGAACGCUCCUCGCAGUUUCCUUGCUCGUUGGACCUCUCUGCCAGAAUAUGCCGGCCGCGUUAAUGCUCUACUGGGCCUCUAGUACAACAUCUGUCAUGAUAUGGAAUGCCUGGCUCGAUUGGAGGUACCCAGCUCCAAGAGGUUUUACUGCCUGCAAAAGGCCGCUCCAAAUGCCGCCCAGGUUUACGCCAAUAAGAGCACGGAGAGUGUAA
Parastagonospora nodorum SN15 is the source of this 834-nucleotide messenger RNA. RefSeq lists its product as hypothetical. Gene Ontology annotation, biological process: mitochondrial respiratory chain complex IV assembly; protein insertion into mitochondrial inner membrane from matrix. The transcript has a single exon. The coding region runs from base 1 to 834 and encodes 277 amino acids. Gene Ontology annotation, cellular component: mitochondrial inner membrane. The record is from RefSeq and is a predicted model, not a curated record. Lineage: Eukaryota; Fungi; Ascomycota; Dothideomycetes; Pleosporales; Phaeosphaeriaceae. Gene Ontology annotation, molecular function: membrane insertase activity.